Messenger RNA from Peniophora sp. CBMAI 1063, 999 nucleotides. Lineage: Eukaryota; Fungi; Basidiomycota; Agaricomycetes; Russulales; Peniophoraceae. The record is from the annotation of a GenBank genome assembly.
AUGGCGUCGCGCACUCCCACCGAGCAGCUCCUCCACGACUACGUCAAGCAGUUCGCUGAAGAGCCAGACCCAGGUCUGAUCGCGAAGUACUGGAAUCUUUGUGACGCCCACGGUCACUUCCCGUACGGCCCUAUAUUUCAAUACAAGGUCGAUAACCACAAUCUAGGGUGCCACCUCAUCCGGUGCCACGAGAACCAUCCGGGUGACGUUGAACACCCAGGACCCCUCCAUGUACCCGUCUCGAAGGCACUGACGGCCUUCCAACGCCGACUCAUACGAGAGUUCAGGCUCGACUCUCGUAUCACGGUCGACGGUAAGCCCAUGUCGAAGCGGGCCAUAGCCCAACUUGAGAAGGUACCUAAGGUGUCCAAGCCCAAAACGCCUGCCGCCAAGCCCCGCGCCGCCAUGCCUCGAGCCACCAAGUCGACGUCUUCCACCAAGUCCCGCGCAAAGAAGUCCGCGUCUUCUGCUCAACAGCCGUCACAGAUAACAGCUGCACCCGCUGCUGCCGCUCCCGCCGCCGCGAAAGAAUCGCUUCUCAUUGAUCUCACCGACGACGCUGCUCUUCCCCCAACCCCGCCUCGUGCCCCUCUUUCUCGCUCCCCCAGCGUUGAGAUCAUCUCGUUCCAGCCCGCGCCUGCGCCGCUCUCUCAACAGCUUGAGGUUUGGUACUUCUACGAGAAUGAGAAGGAACCCACGUCGUUCAUACUCAAGGCGCGCCCGGCUCGCGCCGAGUUCCGCUUUCGUCAAUAUGAAGCUGUACUUCUCGCCUUUGAGAUCAAGCAGACCGACCUCAUAACGGUUCUCACGACUGCCACGGCUACCGAGCGCACCUGGUCCUCUUUCCGCGUCUCCGACCUCAGGAUCCCGCGUACGCAGACGAAGAUCGUUAUCUCCCGCCCUCGCGUGCAGAAGCCGGAUGACUGCAUCACGCGAUACUACGCUUACGCUUAUUCGGAAGCCGUCAAUCUUCCCAAGCGCAUCUUGCCUCUCCCGUAG